This is a messenger RNA of Daldinia loculata, 885 nucleotides long. RefSeq lists its product as uncharacterized. The record is from RefSeq and is a predicted model, not a curated record. The coding region runs from base 1 to 756 and encodes 251 amino acids. The transcript has 2 exons. NCBI's taxonomy places the organism in Eukaryota, Fungi, Ascomycota, Sordariomycetes, Xylariales, Hypoxylaceae.
AUGGCUGAAGUCCUUGGUAUCGUAGCAGGCGCCGUAGGCCUCGCUUCAGCCCUAGGCGCACGUAUCGAUGGAAUUGGCUGCAUCCAAGCCGGACGCCAUCUUGGAUCUGAUUUUCAGAACUUUCAACUACGGUUGAGAAUGCUCGAGCUGCGGCUCUCACGCUGGGGAGAAGCGACUGCAAAAGAUGCGCUUAUUCGAAUCCUCGAACUUCUCGAGGAAUCAAAUAAGUUGUCUCAAAAGUUCCGACCAUCAUGUGACCAGGCCGGAGAUCGCUCGGAACGGGAUGAGGGAAGAGAGAAGAAUGAACAUUCUUUAAGCAGAAAAAUGCGGGAGAUAUUUGCGCGGCGCAGACGAAAUAGAGCUAACCCGAUCAACAUUACGCGCUGGGUGCUGUACAGCAGAGAACAUGCGAUGCAACUUAUUAGCGAUAUCACAUCGUUGAUCGAUUUGCUGCAGCAAAUCUAUCCAAUGGCUAGAGAAGAAGUCAGACAGCUUACUUCAGCCAUUGCCGAUCAAGGGUCCACGAUGCGGCACUUGCAACAACUUGUGCAAGGCAUCGAUGAUGACAUGAAAAAGGCGAUUGAGUCUGUCCAAAGGCAGGGCCACCAGUACGGAGACGUAUCCAUGGAAGAGAAUGCGCGUAUUCAGAAUGGGCAUACCUUCACUCGGGCUUGGGAGGGGACGUCUUCUCUACCGGUAGGACCGAGCAUGGCUUUUUACUCAUAUGAGAGCAUCGGGUUCCUCAAGGGCUCGUAACGGAGAUGUAUAUGUAGAGAAAGACGACUUUUGGUCGUAGGUCUGGACGACACCACGACCAAUGCCUUUUGCUAUCGCCGUGGAAGAGUAAUGAGGAGAUUGAAAGUUCGACGAAUAGGGUGACGAUAU